UGUUGGUAAUUUGAUCUCUAGGUCCUCUGCCUUUUCUAAAUCCAGUUUGGACAUCUGGAAGUUCUUGGUUUAUGUACUGUUGAAGCCUAGCUUGAAGGAUUUUGAGCAUUACCUUGCUAACAUGUGGAGUAUGUGCAACUGUGCAAUAGUGUGAACAUUCUUUGGCAUUGCCCUCCUUUGGGGUUAAAAUGAAAAAUGACCUCUUCCAGUCCUGUGGCCAUUGCUGAGUUUUCCAAAUUUGCUGGCAUAUUGAGUGCAGCACUUUAACAGCAUCAUCUUUUAGGAUUUUAAAUAGCUCAGCUCCACUAGCUUUCGUGAUAAACUAAGAUUUGGCACUGUUUUCCCUGCUGAUUGGACUGGUUGUUGCAAAAGAUCACUGCAGCGUCUGAGGGGAAGGGCCCCCGCCCUGUCUUCUGUCUGCCUUGGGAUUCGCUGUGUGCUGGUUUUCCAAGGCUUGUGGUGGAGGCUGGCUUCUCUGCGCCUUCAGUCACCAAGGGCCCUGAUGCUGCCUUUAUUUACUGGUGCAGUUUUUGAUGACGUGGAGAAGGUUGAAUGGCCAAGGGGUGCCAGAGACCCACCCAGAGGUCACCUGCUAGCUCGCCCCAUGGGCCGAGGGACCCGCUGGCUCCCUUGUCUGUGUGAGGUCACCUCCGCCAGCCCCGACGGGGGCAGCUCAUGAGGCCUCCGCUGCCCCACAACACUGCAGGUCACCUGUCUGUCAGGUGGGAACAACCAAGUUCCCAAUGCCAAGGCCGAGUGCGCUGACGGGAGACCCCGGGGAGGGAGAGGCGCAGGUGGCGCCCCCGGGGAGCCUGAUGCACCGUGAGCCGUGUGCCUUGCAGGCGCCUGGAGCAGGGCUACUCGGGGAGGCUGAUCCUCCUGUGGUCCGAGGUGGAGGUGGAAUGCUCGAGUUCUGGGAGCCGGCCAAGCGGCAGAGGGCCAGGCUGCAGGAAGACCUGUGGCACCUGCAGGCGGAGGAGACCGGCCUCCGCGAGAAGCUGACCCUGACCCUGAAGCCACAGAGAGAGCCCAUUUCUCAGCCGCAGCGGAAGCGUCCUGGCUUCUCCAAGAGAGUGCAGCCCUCCUCUGCAGCUGUGUGGGCUGCAGGAUGGGGGCCGCGCCUGCCUUCUGAUUGUUUCCUGUGUCUGCGGACACCACCUUCCAGGUUUUCCACUGAUCACGUUAAAAAAGUUUUUUCCCCCGAGUCCCUUCUGUGUAUCCGGUGAUGGAAGGUGGUGCCAGGCAUAAGAAGUUGGGAAAUGACUUCUGCUCCUUGUCGCUCCCGGAGCAGUUCGGGUCUAGUGUCGGUGCCCCGUCUUGGAAAUCAGGACCCGCUCUGCUGGGGCCUGAACUGUUCCCCGGGUGCCGGCCCCGCACCCUGCUCCUGGGCCUGGUGGCCGCAGUGGCUGGAGGACGUGUCUGGCUCUGCCCACAGGACCUGCAGGACCGCAACAACAAGCUGCAGGCUUCAGUGCGGGAGCAGCCCAGCAGCCACACGCCCUCUCUGCCGUCUGUCUCGGGCACUUCCUGUGGACAGGCACAGGAGCCCAGUGCUGUCCUAGUGCUCCACCCAGGCCCCAGGCCCGGCGGGCUGUGCUGGUCCUCUCUGCUUCUCCUGACUCACGGCACGCCUUGGCUUGUUGGCCCCACAGCUAACGUCUCGGUUCCAGUCUGAGUGGUGUCUGGAUCAUUGGACAGGGUUUCCUGGGCACCUGCCACGUGCUGUCAUAGCUGGGUCUGCAGCCGGGACUGAGACAGGUGUUUGCAGCUUUCAGCCCCAGGGGGUUGGGCAGAGAAGGCUCCAUCCUCUGACAUCUGUACCCCUUGUUACAGGCCUGUUCAGCUCUGAUGUUUCCUCCUGGGUCUGUCUGGGUAGAUUGCUUCAAGGCAUUUGGACAUGGCCAGUUUUCAAAACUCCCAACCGGGCAUUUUACUGAAUGGUCCUCAGCUUGAAUGCCUGGUUAGAUGCCUUCUUUAUGGGACCAUCUUCUUUACUCUGAUGUGUGGUCUUUCGUGAAACUGUCUUUGGAAUACAUUCCCUCAGUUUUUGUUUAUCUGAAAAUGUCUCAAAUUCUCUCCCAUUUCUGAAGGCCGGUCUUUCUAGGAGCACAAACUUUGAUGCACAGUUGAAGGCUGCCCUCUGCCCUCUGACCUGGGCAGGGUGCUCUGAGUGAGCAUCCAUUUUCCAUUGCUGCGGUGAUGAGUUACCAGGAAAUCAGAGGCUUAAAGCAUCACAACUUCGGAUUUCACGGUGUUUGAGCCUGGAAUUCAGAAGUGGGUACGACUGGGCGGGAAUCUCGGUGUUGGCCGCCGCCUUCCUUUUUGGAAGCUCGGGAGGAAACCUGCAGGCCUCCCAUUCUUGAUCCACACCUUCCUCCUCUCACACCAGCAGUGACUGGCUGGUCCUCCUCACGCUCCAUCCUGACUCCCAGUCUUCUGCCUGCUCUUCCACAGUGGAGGGCCCACUGGACAGUCUAGGACUCUCUUUCCAUCUAAGGGCAGUGAACUAGCAGCUUUAAUUCUGUUUGUUGCGUUGAUUCCCUUUUGCUAUGAAAUAGCACAUUUGCAGGUUCUGGAUGCAGACGUCUUUUAGAGGCUGUUUUUCUGUCCCCACAGGAGGUGACCUGAGUUGUGUCCUCAGGUUGCUAUUAGCUUCUCCAUCUUUUGUGGUUUUUCUUUGGUGUGUUUAGGUGUGUAUUUCUUUCAUUUUAACUUUUAUUGAAGUGUUAUAUGCACACACACAAAAAUGUACAUGUGUAUGCAACUGGAAGAAUUGUUGAUAAGUAGGACACAUUUGUGUCACCAACACCCAGAAUAUGCCCUCCAGGGUCA
This is a messenger RNA of Cervus elaphus (red deer), 2832 nucleotides long. RefSeq lists its product as uncharacterized. The record is from RefSeq and is a predicted model, not a curated record. The transcript is spliced from 3 exons. Bases 744 to 1226 code for a protein of 160 amino acids. NCBI's taxonomy places the organism in Eukaryota, Metazoa, Chordata, Mammalia, Artiodactyla, Cervidae.